Molecule: messenger RNA, 891 nt
Organism: Suhomyces tanzawaensis NRRL Y-17324
Lineage: Eukaryota; Fungi; Ascomycota; Pichiomycetes; Serinales; Debaryomycetaceae
Product: microtubule-binding protein
Exons: 2
Coding region: 1-891 (296 amino acids)
Biological process (GO): protein localization to microtubule plus-end; regulation of microtubule polymerization or depolymerization; spindle assembly
Cellular component (GO): microtubule organizing center; microtubule plus-end; spindle midzone
Molecular function (GO): microtubule plus-end binding
Source: RefSeq, a predicted model, not a curated record
AUGGUUGUCGGAGAGUCCAGAUCAGACCUUUUGGCGUGGUUAAACAGCACACUCGAGUUGAAGUACAACCGAAUAGAAGAAUGUGGGAAAGGAGCAGCCUUUUGUCAAUUAAUGGACUGUAUAUAUGGAGGGGUACCAAUGGCGAAGGUCAAAUUCGACGCUACCACGGAGUAUGAUUAUCGUCAGAAUUGGAAGAUAUUGCAGGCAGCAUUCACCAAACAUUCGGUCACCAAGGUCAUUGAUGUGGAGCGGUUAAUCAAAUGCCGCCUACAGGACAACUUGGAGUUACUACAGUGGUUUAAGCGCCAAUGGACAGAGAACAAAGGGGUGAAUGAUAAUUACGAUGCUAGAGCAAGAAGAAAGGGAGGUGCCAGUGCAGGGAACGGCGUACCGAACGCAAGACCCGCGGCUGUCACUAGAGCAUCAGUGAGUGGAUCUAGAUCCUCAUCUACAUCCUCCUCCACUCCCACUUCGAGGAGAACUACAAUAAGUAGUACUCCUAUCAUGGCACAGUUGAAUAAAGAGCUAUCCGAGGCAAUGUCUGAAGUCGGGCAAUUAAAUGAAGAGCUUCAAGAGUACAAGUUGUCAGCGGAAACGUUGGAAACAGAGAGAAACUUCUACUUCAACAAGCUCCGUGAAAUCGAAAUUUUGGUACAGAACAUUAACGAUUUGAUUGAUGCUAACAAUUUUGCUCAAUUGAAGGAAUUAACUGUGGUGGAUUUGAACAAAAAGAUUCAAACAAUUCUAUACUCAACAGAAGAAGGAUUUCAAACAACACCAAUCGAGGACGAUAUCGACAACAGCCUUCUCCAUGAGCAUCAAAGCACAGAUAUUGAUGCAGACAUGCUGCUCCCCGAGCCAGCAGAUGACCUUGAUAACGACUCCUUCUAG